Messenger RNA from Colletotrichum graminicola M1.001, 1908 nucleotides. RefSeq lists its product as uncharacterized. Lineage: Eukaryota; Fungi; Ascomycota; Sordariomycetes; Glomerellales; Glomerellaceae. Bases 1 to 1908 code for a protein of 635 amino acids. The record is from RefSeq and is a predicted model, not a curated record. The transcript is spliced from 2 exons.
AUGCGCCAGCGCCUAGCCCUCCGCCGGAUCCUCCUCCAGAGGCUCUUCCGGCUCCAGACCACACGGCCCUUCACGAGCAACACCACGCCCCUCGCCUCGCGCGGCCGGCCGCAGCUCCCCUUCCUCUCGAUCCCCGUCGCCUCCUCGCGCUACCCCCGCGUCCGCUACUUCACCACCGAGAAGAAGCGCUGGCUCCGCUACGAGGGCCGCCUGUUCCUCCGCUACAACGUCUCCAUCUGGGGCGCCGCCCUGUGCGCCCUCGCCAUCGUCUUCCUGCUGAACCAGGAGGCCCUGGAGAAGGAGCACCCGACGCCCCACGAGUGGUCCCUCCUGACCCGCGUCGGCGUGCGCGGCGCCAAGCACGCCGCAAAGGACAGCCAGGGCCACGACGUCGACUGGGUCGAGGUCCUCGUCUCGUGCCGGGAGAUGCUCAAGAGGCUCGAGGACCCCGCCGGCGACGGCGCCGGCAUCCGCGAGCUCCUCGACGAGCCCCUGUCCAUCGAAGGCGUCGGCGCCGCCGGCAAGGACCUGUCCGCCAAGAGCGAGAACUGGAGGCGGGGCUACUACGAGCUGCUGAUGCUCCUGGCGCAGGCCUCGGAGCAGCUCGACGGCUGGGUCAGGGACAAGAAGAGCAAAUACGUCUUCCCGCCCGAGGUCGUCAUCGGCCCCUCGAACCCGCGCCCGAGACCCAUCCCGCCCGGCGCCCAGAGCGCCCCCGUGGAGGAGGACUGCGAGCCCGCCUGCGAGCCGGCUGACAACCACUACCUGCGCAUCCUCACCACCAGGGGCUUCACGGACCGCCAGAAGAUGGACGCCGCCCUGCGCUACGCCUCCUUUCUCGACUACAAGAACCUGCCCGACGCCGCCGAGAGGAUGUACCAGUGGGCGCUAUCCCUGGCGACCGAGGAGGGCACGGCGCCGUCCGGCUCGCCGCCCCAGGUCGACCCCCGCACCUACACCCUCGUCAACGACAAGCUGUCGCCGCCGCCGUCCGAGAACCUGCUGACCGUCCUCACCUCCAUCGCCCUGCACAAGGCCCGCGCCGGAGACGUCAGCGCCGCCCUGCCCAUCUUCGUCUCCGUCCUGCGCGCCCGCCGCGCCCUCCCGCAGACGCCCCCCGCGGACCAGGAGCGCCCCUCCGACGCCCGCCCCGCCACUCUCUGGCAGCGCGUCUGGGACCUCGCCCGCCCGCCACGUUACCCACGUCAACGUCUCGACGUGGUCGAGCGCCUGCCAAGACAUACGGUGUGCCAAGGAAUGGAGAGUCGCCUCAAUGGGACACGACCUCCGAUUGACCCUGGUAUUUCCCGGGUAGCCCUCGGGUUGGAUGCCGGUGGCGCUGUCUUAACACUGAUCGCCCAGGGAGAGUUUUCGACGCCUCGUUCGACGGUUCCCGCCCCCCCUUCCUGGCCGCCACCCCCCGCCGAGCUCUCUCCUGUUUGUCUUCACGUCUUCAACCCUGUACAUCGGCGGAGGAUCCUCUUACGCCGCCCAAGGGACGGGCGGGGCGCAGUGCGAACCGCGAGGGAGGGGCCUUCGCGGUGGGACGGCGCUGACGCCGUCGACCUCGCCGAGGAGCAGCUCCGCGCCAUUGGCCCGUCGGGCGGCGACGGCGAAGCCCGGCGCACGUGCCGCGAGUGCCUCAGCACGGGGCUGCAGAACUGGUCGACCAUGGUCGCGAGGCUGGCCCGGGAGGAGGAGGAGGAGAAGAAGGCCAAGGCCAAGGCGGGUCCCGUCAAAUCCGCCUUUGGCUUCUGGAGCGAGGCCAAGACGGCCGCCGACGACGGCGACGAGGGCAGGUGGGUGGCGGAGGAGAAGGUCGUCAAGGAGAGGGUGCGGCGGACGAGGGAGCUGCUGGUGCAGGCCGAGCGGCCCGCCUCUGGGCUGGCCUCUCUGCUCCAGGUGUAA